Molecule: messenger RNA, 2444 nt
Organism: Triticum dicoccoides
Lineage: Eukaryota; Viridiplantae; Streptophyta; Magnoliopsida; Poales; Poaceae
Product: transcription factor TGA2-like
Exons: 11
Coding region: 562-2121 (519 amino acids)
Biological process (GO): DNA-templated transcription; regulation of DNA-templated transcription
Molecular function (GO): sequence-specific DNA binding; DNA-binding transcription factor activity
Source: RefSeq, a predicted model, not a curated record
CCAUUAGUUGCAAGAGGGCAUGGAGCCGAACAGAAAGUCUGUUUCGCCAUUAAUGGCCUCUCAGCCCUUCUGGAACCCAUAGACGACCCACAGUCAGUCCCACACACACACACAAGACACAAGCAAGCAAAAGGAGAUACUACAUGUAGACAAGAGCGUCAUUAGAGAGAGGCGAAGGGGGGAGGAGAACUGGUAGUGGUUUGUUGGCAAAGCAGUGGCUAGCUAGGCUCCAAGGCGCCAUCACGAGCUAGGCUCCCCGGAUAGAUAGAGAGAUAGAGAGAUAGAUAGAUCGACCGAGGUCAUGCCGGGCGCCCGGCCGGCUGCGGGGUAGUUUGCUGGUGCGGAGAAGAUAGCUUGCUAGGUGUAGAUAGAUAGAGAGGUGGUGCCUUGGCAGCUAGCCCCCCCUAGAGUCAAACCCAGCCGUAUUUAGGUCUCGGCCCGGCCGGAGAUAUACAUACGUAGACGCAGACACAGAGAAAGAAAGAGAGAGAGAGGAAGCUGUAGCCCCCUCCCUGUGUGCGUGUGUUUCUUCCGUCGGCGGCGGCGUCUGUCUCCCUCGAGAUGAUGAUGAGUGAAGGCCAGGGACAGCAGCAACAGCAGGAGAUCAUCACCCAGCAACAUCAGCAACAGCAACAGCCGCUGGAGAUGGACAUCACCUUCGGGAUGAGCAGCCAUCAACAUCACCAUGCCCCUCCCUCCUCGUCCUCCUCCUCCUCCAUGCACGCCGCCGCCGCGAGCUUCAUGAGCGGCAAGGAGGCAUCAGGCGCGUAUGACCAACUGGGGGAGCUGGACCAGGCUCUGUUCAUGUACCUCGACCACGGCCACGCCUCCACGCAGCAGGAGCAGCGCCAGACCCUCAACAUCUUCCCCUCCCAGCCGAUGCAUGUGGAGCCAUCACCAAAGGGGGAGCUUGGCCUAGUCCUGUCGCCAGCGCCCGUGGGGUCGAAGAUGCCGUCGCCGGACCACCAUCACCACCAGCAGCAGCAGCAGGCGGCCGCGGCGGCCAUGGAGGAGUUGGCGGCGGGGAGCAGGAGGCAGCAGCAGGAGCACCACCUCCACCUGCAGCACCAGCAACAACAACCCGCCUUCGCCACCGCCGAGUCCGCAGGGGUCAGCAACAACAAGGAUGUCAAGCCGCUGACAAAGAAGGAGCACAAGAGGGGCUUAUCCACCGGCGAACGCGACCCAAAAACGCUGAGGAGGCUAGCCCAGAACAGGGAGGCGGCAAGGAAGAGCAGGCUGAGGAAGAAGGCCUAUAUCCAGCAGCUCGAGUCCAGCAGGAUCAGGCUGGCUCAGAUCGAGCAAGAACUCCACAGCGCAAGAGCUCAGGGAGUGCUCUACCCCGGCAGCAGCCUCCUCGCCGAGCAAGGCAUCGCCGGAAAAGGUCUCGGCGGCAUCGACGGCCUCAGCUCAGCAGAGGCGGCGAUGUUCGACGUGGAGUACGCGCGGUGGCAGGAGGAGCACAACCGGCUGAUGUACGAGCUGCGGGCGGCGCUGCAGCAGCACCUGCCGGAGGGGGAGCUGCAGAUGUACGUGGAGAGCUGCCUGGCGCACCACGACGAGGUGCUGGCCAUCAAGGACGCCGUCAUCAAGGGCGACGUCUUCCACCUCAUCUCCGGCGUCUGGAGGAGCCCCGCCGAGCGCUGCUUCCUCUGGCUCGGCGGCUUCCGCCCCUCCGAGGUCAUCAAGAUGGUGCUUUCGCACGUGGACCCGCUGACGGAGCAGCAGAUCGUGGCGGUGUACGGGCUGCAGCAGUCGGCGGUGCAGACGGAGGAGGCGCUGAGCCAGGGCCUGGACACCCUCUACCAGGCGCUCUCCGACACCAUCGUCUCCGACGCGCUCACCUGCUGCUCCACCCCCAACGUCUCCAACUACAUGGGCCAGAUGGGCCUCGCCGUCCACAAGCUCACCACCCUCGAAGGCUUCGUCAGACAGGCGGAGAAGCUGAGGCAGCAGAUGCUCCACCGGCUGCACCAGGUGCUGACGGCGCGGCAGAUGGCGCGGUCGCUGCUAGCCGUCUCCGACUACUUCCACCGCCUCCGCGUGCUCAGCUCCUUCUGGGUCAACCGCAACAGGAUGGCGCCGCAGGACCAGCAGCUGGAGGCCGCCCCUCACACCUAAGCUCUUAAUCUCACCGAUCCACCACCAUGCGUGCGUGCAUCUCGCUGAUAUCCUAUGCAUGCAUGCGUGCGUGCGUGCAUGUCUCUGAGAAAGUUGAAGGAAGCGCGCGGUGACCGUGCAAGCUUUAUAUUAGCAGUGGAGAGGGGGAGACAGCGUACCAGACCUGAAUGAUAACCCUCUAACAAAGAAUGUCCUACCGUGUGUCUUGGAUUUGGAUUAAUUAGUAGCUAGAUAGUAUGGUCCAUCGACUCAUGUACUCGUGGCUGAUCGACCUGAAUUGAUUAGCUUGUCUUGCCUCCGGUUGAAUGUGGUUCGACUCUCCA